Messenger RNA from Elaeis guineensis (African oil palm), 860 nucleotides. Its product is annotated as small ribosomal subunit protein eS12. The record is from RefSeq and is a predicted model, not a curated record. Gene Ontology annotation, cellular component: ribosome. Lineage: Eukaryota; Viridiplantae; Streptophyta; Magnoliopsida; Arecales; Arecaceae. Gene Ontology annotation, molecular function: structural constituent of ribosome. Gene Ontology annotation, biological process: translation.
AAUCUAACAAAGUGGUGCGCUCAUUUUAUUUCCCAUCUAUCUGUACCCUUUAAACUCUUCCGUUAGAUACCGACGCAAAACCCUUGCCAUUGUUUCAGCUUCUCUGUUCAGCCGCUCCAAGCCUCCACCCGAUCGAGACUCCCGAAGACGAAAAAAACAUAACAGAUCCCCUUCGAUCGUGAAAAGAUGGCAGCUGAAGAUGGUGGUAUUGCUGUCGAAACUACUGCUCCAGCUCUUGGAGAGCCCAUGGACCUGAUGACAGCACUUCAACUUGUGAUGAAGAAAUCAUUGGCCCAUGAUGGGCUUGUUCGUGGGCUCCAUGAAGCUGCCAAGGUGAUUGAAAAGCAUGCUGCACAGCUUUGUAUUCUGGCCGAGGACUGUAACCAGCCUGACUAUACCAAGUUGGUCAAAGCACUUUGUGCUGAUCACAAUGUGCAUUUGGUAACAGUACCAAGUGCAAAAACCCUUGGCGAGUGGGCGGGGCUAUGCAAGAUUGACUCUGAGGGAAAGGCAAGAAAAGUUGUGGGUUGUUCAUGUGUGGUUAUCAAGGAUUAUGGUGAAGAAUCAGAGGGUCUUCAUAUAGUUCAGGAAUAUGUGAAAUCACACUGAACAAUGGGAACCGAUUUGUAGUGGAUCAAAUUUGAUGGCUUAUUAGACUUUGUUGGAAACAUUCACCAUUGAGGCUUUAUGUGGAAUGUUGCAGCUAUUAGGUUUUAAGACUUCUAUGUCAAAGUCAUUUGGAUUUUUCUUAACAGAGUUUUAAUUUUGCUUUCAAAGUCUGCAUUUUAGGGGCUUGCCUCCACCUUUUCCUUUUCUAAAUUAAGAAGUAUUAUAGUCAAAUUUAAUGGGCCUUUGAUGGA